Messenger RNA from Nicrophorus vespilloides, 5740 nucleotides. RefSeq names its product DENN domain-containing protein 4C (gene Crag). The transcript is spliced from 14 exons. Gene Ontology annotation, cellular component: cytoplasmic vesicle. Gene Ontology annotation, molecular function: protein binding. The record is from RefSeq and is a predicted model, not a curated record. The coding region runs from base 543 to 5348 and encodes 1601 amino acids. Gene Ontology annotation, biological process: regulation of Rab protein signal transduction. NCBI's taxonomy places the organism in Eukaryota, Metazoa, Arthropoda, Insecta, Coleoptera, Silphidae.
AGACCGUUUUGUCUUCAAGCUGUGUGCGUGGAUGGACCAGAUCUAAAUCCGUGUGCAUGUUGGUAACAUGUUUAGUACCAUCUAUGCGUUGGAUGAAGAAGUGCUGGACGUGAUAAUCGUAACGUCAAUCCAAAACACUAUCCACAAACACCAAGUCGUACGAUCAAAUUAUUUUGGUUGCGGAGGAGAGGAAGAUCGAGAAAGAAUUGAUAAUGCAUAAAACGACUUCGUCGAACACCUGAAUUAUUAUGUAGAUCAAGGCGAAGUUUCGGUGGUGAAGCAAGGAACACAGGUGGAUUGGAGAGUAGCCAACGAGAGAGAAGCAAAGAAAAGAGAAGAGAAAAACGUCCCAAGAAACGACCACUCAAGAACCGAAGAAGUUUCAACGUAGAUUCGGUGCAUGACUCAUACGUAGUUGUUUUCUUUCGUUUUUUUGGCUGCUGCUGCUGCUGCUCAGCUACAAUGUGCCUUACAUGAGAUCAAGCAGACCUUGGAACAGAACAAACUAAUUUCCUCUCCUGAUACAAAAAAACAGUGUAAAGAUGGAUGAACGCAGGGUUGCUGAUUACUUUGUGGUGGCUGGUCUCACGGAGGAAACUGAUCUCCUAGAUGACACCACUCUGACUGACAGCAGCAACUUCAAGAGCGGCUACAAUCAGGCCCCCAUCACAGACAUCGGUGUAGUGUUCCCAACACUUGGUGAAACAGUGCCUGAGGACUAUGAAAUGAUUGAAAGAACACCCACGGGAAUCCUGGCUGAUCUCAAUCAUGGCAGCUACAGGAGCAUCAAGUGUUAUUUGUGUUUUCGUAGAGGACGUGAUAAGCCCCCAUUGGUUGAUAUCGGUGUCAUGUAUGAUGGCAAGGAAUAUCUGAUGGAAGAUGCGGAAGUGGUGAAGACCAGUUUCGGAGGACGAGUGGCCAACGUGAACAAUUCGACUGCACAGACUUUCAUUACAUAUCGUAGAGGAACGACGACGAUGCCGUGCAAUGCGCUGGUCGUGACGGACAUCUGCGUUGUCGUCGCAAGUCAGGGUGAAUCCCCGCCUCACGCCUUCUGCUGCCUGGAUAAAAAUCUCAAUAAGGGCCUGAUUGGUAGCGACGUGUUUCUCUGCUACAAAAAGUCCAUGAACCGAUCGCGAUUGCUCACGUACAAUCCGUCGGUGAUCAGCAGGUAUCCAAUGGGAGACCUGGACCAUUUUCCGUUCCCGAAUUCCGUUCCCCUGUUCUGCCUCCCGAUGGGCGCUAGUCUGGAAGUGUGGCCCGACGAAACCUCCAAACCUAAGCCAGUCUUCAGCACCUUCGUACUCACCGUAUCCGAUGCGAAGCAUAAGGUCUACGGCUCAGCAGUCACGUUCUACGAGAAAGUCCCCGACGAUCGGCUCACCGAAAAGGAAGCUGAACUACUCAAGUAUACACCGGAUUCGGGAUUCUCGCUGCACACGAACAAGUGCAUCUGCAUCUUAUCCCAUUUCCCAUUCUCGGACACCUUCGAGCAAUGGCUCACAUUCUUAUACAAAAUUGCCGCUAGCGGUGAUCCCCAAACUAUUCCCAUCGAACGGUACAUCGUGCAAUUGCUGGAUGAAGUGCCGUUCCCAGCACCUCACACUCUUCUGCAACUGACCGCCGAUUGCCAAUCCAACCGAGUGAUCAUGACCCAACCUGAAGAUCUGCCUCUGCCCAGAAGCGCGGCAGGCUUCAAACACCUGUUGGUCAACCUCGGCCCGGAAAACAGUCUGCAACUACUGCUGCUAGCACUGACCGAACAAAAAAUAUUAAUUCACUCCCUCAGACCGGACACGCUCACAGCCGUCGCCGAAGCUGUGUCCUCUCUCCUAUUCCCAUUCAAAUGGCAAUGCCCCUACAUUCCACUAUGUCCAUUAGGUUUGGUCGAGGUAUUACACGCACCUCUGCCUUUCUUAAUCGGCGUAGACUCCCGCUUUUUCGACCUCUACGAUCCACCUGUCGAUGUCAGCUGCGUGGAUCUCGACACGAACACCAUUACUGUGAGCGAAGCGCAGAAAAAUAUCCUAAACGUGAAGCUGCUGCCGAAGAGAGCAGCGAAAAUGUUGAGGACCACGCUGGAAGAACUCUAUGCCAAUUUGAUGCGUAACAGUCGGGUCAACAACAAUCAAGCGGAUGGCGAUUGGGAGACGCAAUUCCAGAAGCGCCGCAAAGAAAGAGUCGAAGAGCUGGAGAUCCAGGAAGCUUUCCUGAGGUUCAUGGCUAUGACCCUGAAGGGAUACAGGUCGUACCUGUUGCCCAUUAUAAAAGCGCCGACCGUCGGCACGACUGAUCCGCAGGCCCUCUUCAAGCUGAACGAGUUCUUGAAGUCGCGCGACAAGGCUCAUCAUAAGUUCUUUUCGCUGCUGAUGCACACGCAGAUGUUCAUUCGCUUCAUCGAGGAACGCAGCUUCGUGGCUGACGGUGAUCAGGGUUUGGCCUUCUUCGAUGAAUGCACUGAGCGAUUGUCGCACGACGAUGAGAACAUUAAAUUGUUGGAAAUCGAAGGAGGUGGACAUAAAAGCGAGAGGACUGUAUUUUUGCUACCACCCGACCCAGUGAAGCCAGACGCUUCAUAUUUUUACAAUGAAUUUAUUUUGGAUCCAAUGCUGUUAACGAAUACCGGAAAGCAGAGGAACCAUUUGUCGUCCUUGUAUCAGUCCAUGGCACCGGGAUCUCCAAUGGCGAGACGGACGAAGCACGAGAUCAAAUCUGCUCAAAAAUUAGCGAAACACGCAAAAAAAUAUAUGAAGCAUCCGGAACUGUGGGCGAGGUGCUUGAGUGGAACCUGCUAUACUCUUUACUUCAUGGCGUUGCCCAGUCUGCUGUCGCUGAGUAUAGGUAAGGAGUGUGCCGUCCUGCAGCAGGCCUACGAGCUUUUGGUGAGAGCGACGCAGCAGGAACUUUCCUGCGACGAGGUUUGUUAUAGACUGAUGAUGCAAUUGUGCGGGGAAUACUCGAAACCACUGUUGGCUGUGAAACUGCUGUUCCUCAUGAAACGGGCCGGCAUCCAACCCAAUGCCUUGACCUACGGAUUGUACAAUCGGUGUGUUCUGGAGGCUGAAUGGCCUGCCCAGUCAAGUUCGAGUGUUUUGCUAUGGAACAAACUGAGGUACGUGGUGUUGGGAGCUGCUCGAUUCCGACGCGCUGGUAGGAGACACGCCACGCGCAGACAAUCGGCGUCCAUCGAAGGAUCGCAAACCUUCCUGGAUCCGAGCGACAGAGUGGCAUCUCGCUCAUCGCUGGACUCGCACGAAGCUAUUCAAGGUGAUGGUGGUACACUCGAGAGGAUGUACAAGAAGUGCUUCGUGAGCAUCGUCAAAGGUGCUACGAACGGUGGAUCCGAACAAACGGACUCGACAGUGUCCAACGUUCAAUCGGAAUCCGAGGAGGUCGAUAGCCAGGAGAAUAUAGACGCAAUCCACGUGGCCUUCACCCCGCCCGAGAGUCCAUCCGAGAAUCCAAGAAUACUCUCACGUUCAGAAAGCGCAGGAGACGCUUUGAUCAUCGACAAACUCCAGCAAAACAAGAAGACCUGCUCCAGGACGCUUCAGUUCAACGGAGACGAAGCUUUCGAGAAAGACGAAAAAAGCUCACCCAGCAAGACAUCUCCGAGAACCGUGGUCACUGAAAACGAUCCACUUGGAGCGUUGAAUGAUGAGGAGCCGACGCCGCCUACGAUCACGCCGCCUCCCGAAUCGACUGCAACAACUCCACCGUCCUUUGCAAUGCCCUCCGAUGAACCCAUCCUAUUCAGGAAUUCUGUCCAAAGAUCCGCGACUUUCGAAGGCAGUCCACCAGCUCAAAGUAAAAUUCACCGUUCCGAAACGGUACCAGCAGCGACUGUGGCCUCAAGCCUCGCAAGUCUAGGUUCUAGCUUCAAAAUGAAUUUCGGCCGUUACUCACCAGCUAGAUUGUCCAUACGCAAGGCAGACCUGAAAAUGUCGCAGCAAAUUCUCGAAAAUGCCAUUAAUAAUUUGAGUAAUUUCUCGUCUUCCUACAGUCCGAGUAGUCUGACUGGAAAGAAGUCGAACGAGUUGAUCCAAGGCGGAAUUAGCUCCCUAAAGUCCGCCGCCUCAUCCAUGGCAAACUGGAUGAAGCUUGACGAGAUAAAGGAGGCGAUUUCCUCCACGUCGACAAACUCGACGCCGGUGAAGGUUGCAGACCGUAUGGCAGCCGGAGAUGUUCCCGAGGGAAUUGAAGGAGAAUCCACCGAUGGUAGCGAGGGAGGAGAGCGUCAUCGGAAGAUCUCUGCAGAAUGCAGUAGCUACCGCGGAAGCUACGCGAACUUAAAGGACUGCGAUUUUCUUCCCGACAGUUUAUUCCCAGUCCCGAGCGAUGUAACUGCUGAUAGCGAGAUGGACAUAGUCCUGACGUCCUGUUCGCAAUGCCACAACUGUUUAUCGUUGCUUUACGACGAGGAUAUUAUGUCCAAUUGGUCUGCGGAAGACUCCAACCUUAACACGCAAUGCCACGUGUGCAAGAAGGCCACGGUUCCUCUUCUAACGAUAACCAUAACGCAAAAAGACACGGAUACUUCGGAGCCGUUCAGCGUGCCGUAUCUUAACCCUCUCGUCCUGCGAAAGGAGCUCGAAAACAUCCUCAUACAGGAAGGCGACCUCAGUCUGGCCGAGGCGAAGUUCGUCGAGGAGCAUCCAAUCAUUUAUUGGAAUCUGGUGUGGGUCUUCGAUCGCAUCAACGUCCAAACUCACCUACCCAAUCUCUGCUUGAAGAGCAAAUCGAAUACCAAGACUGUUAGCAAGGAGAGGAAGAGCGAAGAGGAUGGUGAGAAGGACGCGAGUAGCGAAGAAGUCUCCGGAUUGAUGCAACCCGUCGAGGAAGGAUCGGAUCCGCUCACGCUAGAACUUGCCACAUUAGCCGCUGUUAAAGAGGAACCACAGCAUUUGGUGGCCUCGGUGAGUGUGCGAUGUAUGUGGGAUGAUCCUCGGCUGCACGGUGAUAAACCACACAUGUACGUGCUCUAUCAAUCGACUGAGCAGAACAACACCAUGAGAUUCAUGCAAGGCGUCGUCAAUUCGGUGCAUUGCAACGACCUCUCGGAUCCCAUGAAGAAGUUGGCUUCGGAGCGACAGAAAACGUUGAGAUCGCAGGAGGACAGGUGCAUCUCGAUAAACACGAAUCGGUCCAUCUACAGAGACAUCCUGUUCCUCACCUGCAAAGCGAUAGGAAGAUCCUCGAUAGACCUGAACGUCUUCGACAAGGAAUACUCUUCGGCUUAUUCGCGCAUACCUGACCGCAGCGCUAAACUUUACGGAAUCCAGGACGGACCUCUGUCCUUGGGCUCCGUCUAUUGUCGGCAAUAUUUCAAACCGCUCCUAAUUCCAUAAAGGAAGAGAGUAAAGAAAAAGAAAAAAACAAAAGGACAGGACACCCAGAGAAUCUGUUUAUCGAUUUAGAUAUAAAAAAUAUAUAUGAAUAUUUUUAAUUUUUUUUUAAUUAUUUAAAAAAGAAAAUAAUCUCGACGUGAUUUCGUGGCCUUUACUUACGACGUGAUUCUGUUUAAUCAAACGAUAAUUGUUUUUCAUUUUUUACUUAUUGCUAGGUUUUUAAAUUUAUUAUUAUAUUAUAUUAUUAUUUUUUUUGGUGCACAUAUAGGAGAGGAAGAGGAGGAUGAAGGACGUUUGGACGAUGAACGAAUUAGUGAUUUGUUUUUAUUCAUUUGAUUAAGUUUAUUAUGACGAUUAUAUUAUUAACUGAAAUAAAAAAAAAACACACAAAA